Saccostrea cuccullata (small rock oyster) is the source of this 1285-nucleotide messenger RNA. RefSeq names its product intermembrane lipid transfer protein VPS13A-like. Bases 158 to 1285 code for a protein of 375 amino acids. The transcript is spliced from 11 exons. Gene Ontology annotation, cellular component: extrinsic component of membrane. Lineage: Eukaryota; Metazoa; Mollusca; Bivalvia; Ostreida; Ostreidae. Gene Ontology annotation, biological process: protein targeting to vacuole; protein retention in Golgi apparatus. The record is from RefSeq and is a predicted model, not a curated record.
CUUCCUAACAUUACAGUUUGGCAAGGAACAAGCAUUUGAGGUGAAAGUAGGACACUUAGACUACAUUCGUCUGUCCAUACCAUGGGGGAUUUUGUUUGGAGGGACGGAGGUCCGCCUGGAGUUGGAUGGACUUUACAUUCUACUGAGUCCGGUUACCAUGGACUCCUACAACAAACAGAGAGUAGAGGAGAUGGAGCAGAAACUCAAACAGGCCAUGCUCAAGUCACUGGAUCCCUCAGUCCUACAGAAAGUCUCUAAGGAAGCAGAGAAACACCCUGGUCUGUUUGAAAAGAUUGGAAAGUACAUUCUGAACAACAUUCAGAUAAAAAUAAGUAAUGUACACAUUAGAUACGAGGAUACAGUGUCAAACCCCGGCACUCCGUUCGCUGCGGGGGGAAUUCUGGGAGGACUUUACGUAUUUACGACAAACGACAGAUGGGAGGAGGUGGAGCUAGACAGCACGGCAAAAAUCCUACACAAGCUGGGUAAAGUGUCCGAUUUCUCUCUGUAUUGGAAUUCACGGGUCAGCAGUAGUGAUCUCGUGGGAGGCAAACAUCUUGUUCCGUCAGGAGAUUGGAAGAGUCUAUUGAAGCAGUCCAUCAGGUCCAAGAUGAUUUCAAAAGAUAAAUUUUCCUCAGUGCUGACUCCAUUUACUGCGGAGGCCAAGGUGAUUCUGUAUAACGUGGAUGACUAUAAGAUGCCUAAGCUGUACAUACAGUUGUCUAUAGGGGAUGCUACCGCCAGAGUUUCACACAAACAGUAUUUGAGUGUUACAAGAUGGCUGGAAUUUUCCAAAAGGUUGGAAGUGAAUCGGCGGUACAGGAAAUUCCGCCCCACGGUAUCUGUGAAGAAGAGUCCCAAGUCCUGGUGGAGAUAUGCCUACGACUCAGUUGUGGAGUUUAACAUCAAACCUUACACAUGGCCCCAGAUAGUCCAGUACAAGCAAGACUAUGUAAAAUACUGGCAGGUGUACAAACAACACCUGGAGUCUCCCAAGGACCAGGGAAUUAAACAGAAGGUUGAACAAUUGGAGAAAACAAUGGACGUCACCAACAUACUGAGGGCUAGGACUGAGGCUAGACUCAAGUAUAAAGAAGAAACAGGAGAGAGAGAAAGAAGGAGGCAGGAAGAACUGAAGAAGAGACAGGUGGAGAAGAAGAAGGCUGGGGGAGGGUGGUUCAGCUGGUUCUGGGGAGGGACAGAGGAAGAAGAGGAGUCACUGGAUGAACUCACAACAGAAGGUAUGUGUAGGGGUAAGGUGAAGGGUAAGGCAGGAGGUGGGUGA